CGCUGUCAUAAUCAACUGAAUCUAGAUCCAGGAUCCACACAUCAAAAUAUUCAACUACUGGCUUAGGAGGAUAAUGCGUAUCUGAAAAUCAUGCAUUGUUUUGAUAAAGUUAUCGAUCUGCGUCGUUUAAUUAGGUCACGACAAAUUCUCUAUCAUGCUUCUAGAUCCAAAAGCUAGCAAAGAUCCGCAACAUUUUAAAACAAAAAACAUUCUAGUAGAAUCAGAUCAGUACCAGUUAGGUGUUCAUCGCAUUUCAAUGGUUUUUUGGGUUUGUCAGAGGCCGCUCUACCUUAUCCUUUCAAAGUGUGAAAGGGAAUACCAUAUAGGGUGUUUGAGGGCACAUCAGAUACGCACAAACAACCGCUUAUGGUCCCCAAAUGCUCUGCCCAUUUGCAAGGUUGUGGGAUCUCCUCAAAUUUAUCCUCGGACAAAUCAAAAGAAAGAAUUAGCGGCUUCUGAUAAGCUGACCCAUCAGAAACAACCUAAUGAAGUGCGCCACUAUAAAGGAAAAGUGUACUUCACUUCUCCGAUAACUUCCUAGACGUUGGAAUUUAAUGUAAACUUUAGAAAACUUGUAUGACUACUACCAUUUCUAACCCCUAAUACGACCUUGUAGUCAUCCUUGGACGAAUCAUAACCAAAACCAUAAAUCAUAUAUCCCUCCUGAGGGAUUUGAGAAUUUUCCAGUUUAUUCACUUCUCGGGUUUCAGGAUUGAUAAGUAAAAAAAUUGGUAGGAGAGGGAGAAACGCAUACGAAUAUUUAAAUAUUUGGAUAUUUAAUAUGUAUGAAAAAAAUGUAUGUGUAUGUGUAUGUAUGAAAAUGCUCAUUCAACGGUUGAUGUUGCAACGGGGAAAAUCAAUGCUAAUUUUAGUAGAAGAUAUACCAUUAGAUUUAUGGUAUGCUUG
This is a messenger RNA of Lactuca sativa (garden lettuce), 906 nucleotides long. NCBI's taxonomy places the organism in Eukaryota, Viridiplantae, Streptophyta, Magnoliopsida, Asterales, Asteraceae. The record is from RefSeq and is a predicted model, not a curated record.